Messenger RNA from Sitophilus oryzae (rice weevil), 2032 nucleotides. RefSeq names its product ras-related and estrogen-regulated growth inhibitor-like protein. The record is from RefSeq and is a predicted model, not a curated record. NCBI's taxonomy places the organism in Eukaryota, Metazoa, Arthropoda, Insecta, Coleoptera, Curculionidae. The coding region runs from base 247 to 948 and encodes 233 amino acids. The transcript is spliced from 5 exons. Gene Ontology annotation, molecular function: GTPase activity; GTP binding.
AGUUCGAGCGACGGUUGGUUUCUGGCAAAGCGCUCCUGAAAACAGACCGGAAACUUCCAAAGAUAAAUAAACUGAAACGCGCUUCUUUAAGUUCCGCGCGAAAGUUUAUUGAAAUCGCUCUUAACUCUUCAGUACUGCAAUUUCGGGUCGUGUACGACUAGAAUUGUCAUCGUUGUUGCUGUGAAGAGAAAAUAUUUCACGCUGAAGAAGCUACUCGAAGACGUGGUUGCGGUUUUUGUACAAAAAAUGAAAACCGAAGACAAAAACACUGUUCCUAAAGCCCGUAUAGCGGUUAUUGGCAAAUCAAAUGUUGGAAAGUCAGCAUUGACUGUCCGAUACCUCACAAGAAGAUAUAUUGGAGAAUACAGGAGUAACACUGAUUUGCUGUAUAGACAAACGCUUACAAUUAACAACAGCCCCAUAGAAGUAGAGAUUGUGGACGUAUGUAGUUGUGAUCUAGAAGCUUUUCCAGAAGAAGCAAUUUACUGGGCGGAUGCAGCGAUAGUAGUAUACGACAUCACGUGUAGAGCAUCGUUCAAUCAAGCCACGGAGAUGCUUCAAAAAGUUCUGCAGUUACGUUCACAGUUACCGACGGUAUUGCUAGGAAACAAGGCUGAUCUCGAACACCUCCGAAAAGUCGAAGAAACAGAAGGCCGUACCGUUGGUAUUAAAAACAACUGCAGUUUCCACGAAGUGUCCGUGGCAGAAAACUCACAGGACAUCUACAAAGCUUUCGACGCCGUACUUAGCGAAUGUCGUCAAGCACCUCAAAAAACGAGAAAAUUCUCCGUAUCCAAGAUGCUAGGCACCCUUAUAGGCAACGUGAACACCAAAACACCACCGGAAACGAAACAGGGUGGUACUGUCGUAGUAUGUCACAAAUCCGACCUCUACAAGUCCAGAGUCUUGAGAAGGAGACAGAACUUUACAGCUACUGCGUCCCUUUGACUAUCGGUGAAUGAGUCAUAAAUUUAUUUGAUAAGAGUGCUCUGUAUAUACGAUGCGUACUGUAAAUUCGAAUUAUCUGUACAGAAUUAAAUUUUAACAGUUUUAUAUCAUAGAUAAAACCGUUAUAAAAUUUGAACUUAUCUUGAGGAUCUUAUUUUAUUACACUAGAAAACUGUUCUGGUUCAGGUGCAUUAAAUAUAACAUUCGUUAAAAGACCAAUGUAUUAAAAUUUACUUAAAGAUUUAUUCUGCUCGUUUAAAAUGUAAGUAUUAAUGUAAGUCUGUAAUUUAAGAAUCUUAAAGCUAAUGCCUGACUUGGUUUAUUUAUUAUAUAUGUAUAUAUUAUUAAAAACAUUUGUGAAUCAUAUCAACACAAAUUAUGCAGAUUAGACUUAAGAGUUCUGAGUAGCAAAUUAUAAUAUAAUCUAGAUACUACUCAGAAUAACAUCACAAUAAAAAUUAUAUUUAUAAAACACUUGAAGGAACUAAAUGUUGUAUAUAGUGAAAUAAGUACUGAAAAAAACUACACCUUUUUAUAAUUAAUUUUUUCAUUAUAAAAACUCAUAUGUAUACAUAUGUAUUCAAUUCAGUAUGCAUCGUAUAUAAAGAAUUAUUAUGGACAUAUUACCUCAGUUUUAUGAGGAGAAAAACAUCAUGGUCCCUGUAAAAAUACAUUUUUUUUUAUUUUUGGGAACAAAUUUUCUUUGAUACGGUUAUUUUUAUACGAUAAUAAUAUGUUUAAACUAAAUGUUUGCAUGAAGUGUUUCAUAUUAAACAUUAAAUAAGAUCAGUUUUUUGGGAUAAAAAUAAAGUUACUCGCUUGCAAAUGCACAUUAAAGUUAAACAUAUCUGAAAACAUUUUUAAAUGGAUUAUUAUCCCAGGAGACUAAAUUAAAACUAAUAGUAAUAUAUUUAGUUUUAAUAUUCAUUCAUGUUACUGUAAAUAUAUUUAUCAAAUUCACUUAGUAUACUUUUAUAUAAAUAUGAUUGUGUGUGCUAAGAAAAUGGCUGUGAUAUAUUCAUUUCUGGUUUUAUUAGAAAAUUAGAUAUAAGUUGUAGGUAAUAAAGUAUAAAUUUAUUUAUUA